Austrofundulus limnaeus is the source of this 2660-nucleotide messenger RNA. RefSeq names its product cereblon (gene crbn). Gene Ontology annotation, biological process: protein ubiquitination. Lineage: Eukaryota; Metazoa; Chordata; Actinopteri; Cyprinodontiformes; Rivulidae. Gene Ontology annotation, cellular component: Cul4A-RING E3 ubiquitin ligase complex. The record is from RefSeq and is a predicted model, not a curated record. Bases 21 to 1367 code for a protein of 448 amino acids. The transcript has 11 exons.
GGCAUUGUAAACACAAGGAUAUGGCUGACGAGAGGGGUGGAGGUGAAGACAACAUUAACAACAACAUGGGAAACCAGCUACAGCUUUUACCAGACAAUGAGGAAGAGGAGGAGGAAGAUGACAUGGAGACUGAGGACCGAGACAGUGAAGCGKCAGAAAAGCCCAGCAUCAUCACAUUUGACCAGAGUCUUCCCACAUCCCAUGCUUACCUGGGUUCAGACAUGGAGGAGUUUCAUGGCCGCACAGUCCACGAUGAUGACAGCUGCCAGACCAUCCCGGUGCUCCCGCACACAGCCGUGAUGCUGGUGCCGGGCCAGACACUGCCUCUGCAGCUCUUCAGACCGCAGGAGGUCAGCAUGAUGAGGAGCGUGAUCCAGAAAGACAGAACCUUCGCUGUGCUCGCUCACAGUGAUGCAGGAGAACCGGAGGCAGAGUUUGGAACAACAGCUGAAAUAUACGCGUACAGAGAAGAGCAGGAGUACGGCAUUGAAACGGUGAAAGUAAAGGCUGUGGGGAGGCAGAGAUUCAAGGUCCAUGAGAUUAGAACUCAAGCUGAUGGCAUCAGACAAGCCAAAGUGCAGAUCCUUCCUGAACGAAUCCUCACAGACCCCCUCUCCGCUGUGCAGCUCUCACCCCUGUCCAGGCUCCACGUGUCCCCGUCCUCCAAACCCCRAGCUCAGAGCUGCAAACAGGCGCGCUGCUGGUGGAAUACCUAUCGACAGAGGAAGUUCCACUGCGCCAGUCUGACUCCAUGGCCUCCCUGGGUGUACGCACUUUACGACUCUGAGUCUCUCAUGAACAGAGUGAAAAAACAGCUCCACGAAUGGGACGAGAACCUGAAGGACGACUCACUCCCGAUCAACGCCGUAGACUUUUCCUACAGGGUGGCUGCCUGCCUGCCCAUAGACGACGCUCUGCGGCUCCAGCUGCUGAAGAUUGGCAGCGCCAUCCAGAGACUUCGCUGUGAACUGGACAUCAUGGACCGGUGUACGUCUCUGUGCUGUAAGCAGUGCCAGGACACAGAAAUCACUACAAAAAAUGAGAUCUUCAGCUUGUCUCUGUACGGCCCCAUGGCUGCGUACGUCAACCCUCACGGUUACGUCCAUGAAACCCUGACGGUGUACAAAGCCAACAACCUGAACCUGGUCGGCAGGCCCUCCACACUGCACAGCUGGUUUCCAGGGUACGCCUGGACCAUCGCUCAGUGCCGGACCUGCGGCUCUCACAUGGGUUGGAAGUUCACAGCCACCAAGAAGGACUUGUCUCCGCCUCGAUUUUGGGGUCUGACCCGUUCGGCCAUGCUGCCCCGUAUCCCGCAGGAGGAGGGCGACGAGGACAGGGAGGGUUCUCGCCUCCUCUGCCUGUGACAUCAAAAUCAUACAUUUGUCUCUUUAAAAAAGCAAAAACAAAAAAAAAAAAAGAAGAAGGAAAAAAAAUCCCUGCCGACCCUUCCCUAAUCCUGGAGCUCCUGUCAGUGUCUGGCUGCGAAUACUUUACUCAGCACAUCGCACAAGCGCCCACCUCUGGCAGUAAACCCAUCACAUUAGUGGAGAGGUCACUGAGCCUUUAAAUUGAACUUUUUCAUGGUAGAUAUGAGGAGGUCUGAUGAUUGCUUUCAACGUGUAAAAACAAAUUUGACGAGCGCGAUUUGUUACACCGAGAAAUAAAGAAAAUAGGUUGGACCGACUGUGAAUAUCUGUUUAACAUCCCAGCAUGCAGCUACAUUUCACACUCGAAAACAAAACAAAAAACUCAGCUGAACGCUUCGUCCCCUCAGCUCCUCUUGGCCACUCGCAGCGUCUGACCGCAUGCAGCUUACAGACAAACAGCCGGCAGCCACUUUAACAAGUAAACUUGCUGUAAUUUCACCGUGUUAGGAUGCUUUCAGGUGAUAUUUCAGGUGUUGCAGACCAGGGGGAAGAGGAAUCUUUUGGAUCAGAAUGAGCUCAAAUGUGCCGAUCUGWAUUGAAGUUGGGAUGUUUUGAAUUGUGGAAUUAAAUGCAAGAUAUUUUUGUAUGCAGGAGGGUUUGGAAAUUCAUUUAUCAUGCUCCUUCACGUGUAAAUAAACUGCAUUUAAUUAUUCUGGCUACGUUUUGCUCAAAACAAACAAACAAAAAUCUAUAGGUGAUAAUGCUAACAUGUAAAAUCUCUGAUAUAAGUCGUGUCUAAUUUGUAUUCAACUGAGCCUCAUUGUCCCGUUUGAUGAUGUGCUUCAGGAAAAAACGCGUUAUCUUUGGUYGCACACGUGAGCGCCAGAAGCUGGAGAACAAGAGGAGCAUUUACCGCUCUCCAUUUACUUUGUUCAUGGGGUGUGGCAUGUUCGAAAUGUUGUGCCUACGCUCCAGCUCAGUGUCUUUUUCUAAGUUUGGACAAUCUGUCAAYGAAAGAUUAAAACAGCAGCGAGACAAAAAAAAAAAAGCUCAUUGUUUCUUAUUUUAAAGRCUUCUUUUUUGACUUUAAGGUUUUACAGUCUAGAAAAAAGUGCUGGCUCAUGUUGGUUAUAAAUACGUUAUGGGGCAGUUGCAGCAUUUGUUGUGUAAUGUGACUGUUCUGCUGUUCGUAGAAUAUAAUAAUAUAUUUUGUGACACUGAAAAUGGUUCGAACAUUUAGGGUUUUUUUAUCAUAGUUGAACACAAUAAAAGUUCAUAAAGGAUCUAAAA